This is a messenger RNA of Trichechus manatus latirostris (Florida manatee), 7899 nucleotides long. RefSeq names its product fibroblast growth factor receptor substrate 2 (gene FRS2). NCBI's taxonomy places the organism in Eukaryota, Metazoa, Chordata, Mammalia, Sirenia, Trichechidae. Gene Ontology annotation, biological process: fibroblast growth factor receptor signaling pathway. The record is from RefSeq and is a predicted model, not a curated record. The coding region runs from base 823 to 2349 and encodes 508 amino acids. Gene Ontology annotation, cellular component: cytoplasm; cell-cell junction. The transcript has 7 exons. Gene Ontology annotation, molecular function: fibroblast growth factor receptor binding; transmembrane receptor protein tyrosine kinase adaptor activity.
UUAGUCUUCCAUACUGCAAAUAUUCUUUUUUCUAAACUAAAUGUCCCUGGUUUCUGCAGUCUUACCUUUUUCAUUGGACACUGUUCUUCCUAUCCUCUCUGACCUUAACUCAUUCUCUCCCCUAGGCUUCUAUGAUACCAUAUUGUUGGGGUUUUCCCUCAGCUUCUUGAACAGCACCUGUCCAAUCUCCUUUUUAGACUUUUCUAAUUCUGCAUUUCCCUUAAAUGUUGGUGUUUCUGAGUUUCUGUAGGUCUUACUUUUUUUCUCACUGGGCAAUCUCAACUUGUGUCAUGUCUUGGAUUUCCAUUCAUAAGCUGUUGACUUCCAGAUAUAUACCUCCAACCCAGAUCUUUCUUCCACUUCUGUACCUGUCCUUCUGCUUGUAUAUUGAACAUCUUCAUUUGGAUAUCUCACAGGCAUCACAAUACAUUCAAAACUGAGUUUAUCUAUUUGUCUAAACAGUAUCUCCUUCCUGUGGUUUCCUAGCUCAAUAAAUGUACUGUCACCUAAGCAAUAAAUGGGUAUUCUCCUUGACUCCCGCUUUCCUUCCCAGUGUAAUCAGUCAUCAGGUGUUAUUGAUGCUAGCUCCUAAGUGUCACUCUAAUCCAUUCUCUUUUCUUCAUCUUCAUUGUUUACUACCUUAAUUCAGACCCACAUUGUUACUACUGCAACAGCCUCCUAACCUGAAAUAACCUUAUGAGGUUAAGUCAGCAAGUAAAUAAGACAUGGUAUUUUGAAGUAUGAUUAAACUCCUGAUGCUGCAGCAGAGGCUAAGAAUAUUAAUGGCCAGAUCUAGAGCUCACAUGGUCUUCUGAAGAAGCCAUGGGUAGCUGUUGUAGCUGUCCAGAUAAAGACACUGUCCCAGAUAACCAUCGAAACAAGUUUAAGGUUAUUAAUGUGGAUGAUGAUGGGAAUGAGUUAGGUUCUGGCAUAAUGGAACUUACAGACACAGAACUGAUUCUAUACACCCGCAAACGUGACUCGGUAAAAUGGCACUACCUCUGCCUGCGACGCUAUGGCUAUGAUUCAAAUCUCUUUUCUUUUGAAAGUGGUCGAAGGUGUCAAACUGGACAAGGAAUCUUUGCCUUUAAGUGUGCUCGUGCAGAAGAAUUAUUUAACAUGUUGCAAGAGAUUAUGCAAAAUAAUAGUAUAAACGUGGUGGAAGAGCCAGUUGUAGAAAGGAAUAAUCAUCAGACGGAAUUGGAAGUCCCCAGAACACCUCGAACACCUACAACUCCAGGGUUUGCUGCUCAGAACUUACCUAAUGGAUAUCCUCGAUAUCCCUCGUUUGGAGAUGGUUCAUCUCAUCCUUCAAGCAGACAUCCUUCAGUAGGAAGUGCACGCCUGCCAUCAGUAGGUGAAGAAUCUACACAUCCUUUGCUUGUAGCUGAGGAACAAGUACAUACCUAUGUCAACACUACAGGUGUGCAAGAAGAACGGAAAAACCGAACAAGUGUGCAUGUCCCAUUGGAGGCAAGGGUUUCUAAUGCUGAAAGCAACAUGCCAAAAGAGGAACCAAGUAGUAUUGAGGACAGAGACCCUCAGAUUCUUCUUGAGCCCGAAGGAGUCAAAUUUGUUUUAGGACCAACUCCUGUUCAAAAGCAAUUAAUGGAAAAAGAGAAACUGGAGCAACUUGGAAGAGACCAAGUUAGUGGAAGUGGAGCAAAUAACACAGAAUGGGACACUGGAUAUGACAGUGACGAGCGAAGAGAUGCACCCACUGUUAACAAACUAGUGUAUGAAAACAUAAAUGGGCUAUCUAUUCCUAGUGCCUCAGGGGUCAGGAGAGGUCGUCUGACGUCCACCAGUACCUCAGAUACCCAGAAUAUCAACAACUCAGCUCAGAGAAGAACUGCAUUGUUAAACUAUGAAAAUUUACCAUCUUUGCCUCCUGUUUGGGAAGCCCGCAAGCUAAGUAGGGAUGAAGAUGACAAUUUAGGACCAAAGACUCCAUCUCUAAAUGGCUACCAUAAUAAUCUAGAUCCAAUGCAUAACUAUGUAAAUACAGAGAAUGUAACAGUGCCAGCAAGUGCUCACAAAAUAGAAUAUUCAAGGCGUCGGGACUGUACACCGACAGUCUUUAACUUCGAUAUCAGACGCCCAAGUUUAGAACACAGGCAGCUCAAUUACAUACAGGUUGACUUGGAAGGUGGCAGUGACUCUGACAACCCUCAGACUCCAAAAACGCCUACCACUCCCCUUCCACAAACCCCUACCAGGCGCACAGAGUUGUAUGCUGUGAUAGACAUCGAGAGAACUGCUGCUAUGUCAAAUUUGCAGAAAGCACUGCCACGAGAUGAUGGUACAUCUAGGAAAACUAGACAUAAUAGUACUGAUCUGCCAAUGUGAGCCUGGAGAGCAUUACGUUGUUUGCACCUUUGUGAAGUUUUUAAAAAUGAAGAUGCAAGUGCUUCAUUUUCAUUCCUAAACACUACUUUUAUAGACUGAUAAAAUUUUUAUCUUAAUAUUUCAUGUGCUUCUUUAACUAAAGGGAAUUAAUGUAGAGCAGGUACUCAUUAAAGAACACUAAUUUCAUUAUAUACUACUCAUUAUUGUACAGCAGCAUUCCCAUUUUCACAGUGCCUAUUUAAAACAAGAGUUGAAGUGAGUGACAUGCUGGUUGAUUUUUAUCAAUAUUCUGGACUUACGUAUAUCAUUCAUGUCUAAGUCAUGGUUGGCAUUUAAAACAUUUUAUAAAGCCUCUUGAUAAUGUACAUUGCUAACAGAUAACUCUAGGCUUUGAAAGUAAUAUUUGUAGAUACACUAUUCACAGUAUGUGGCCUCCAGUAUAUAAUAUGAGGAAUCUUUUAUUUUGUUAAUUAACGGCUUUUUUACUUGAGCCAAAACAUAUGUAAAGGAAAUAUAAGUACCGCACCUCCUUAUAUACCCAGUCAGCUCCUUUGCCUUCAGUGUUAGUAGAAAGAGUCCUGUGUCCAUGAAUAUGGUUUGCUGUUGGUGUGUUAGAAAGGCAGGAAGGAGAAAAAAUUUUCUGUUUACUCAUCUCAUGAUGUCAUUUGAAGGGCAUGCCCAGGUAUCUUAAUCAGAAUCAUGAUAGGCUCAAGAGUCAGUCUCAGGUCACUUUACCCAAAAACAUUUGAAAAGAUGAACCAUGAUCUCUUGAAAAUUUCUCUCCUGUAGAUUAUUAACAUUAACAUUGUUUUCUGGAGGUUAUUUGUGCCAUUAGGUUUCCAUUUACCUUCAGUUUUUUCUUUGGUGUUUGGGAUGUCUUAUUUUGUCGCUUAAAUGUCUUUUUCAAUUUAAAAUGUCUAAGUUUGUAUAUAGUUUUGAGAUUGGAGUAUAUGUUCAUUGUUUGGUUUGCGUUUUGUCAAAUUAUGAUUUUGAAGGUUCAUUUGGAACUUACUGCCAUUCUAUAACAGGGUUGCCCUUUUCCAGUAUUUAUUUAUAUGCUGUUUACUUUGGUUUCAAGUUGAUAAAAACAUUUUCUCAAUUUUUAAUUUCACUUGUGUCCAUAGGUGAUCUCUUUAGCAGCUGAGAAAAAAAGAAAGAUACUUUUAACAUGCAAAGUUCCCUAAAGGUACUGUGUUUCCUUUGUGGGCACACUCCCCAGCACUUUAGCAGUGAUUCACUCAGUUACGUGGCUGCAGUUGUCCUCUGCCCGCUGUAGUGUUCCUCAGCUCUGCUGUGCUUUCACUCAUCGCUGGGCCUUUGAUUAUCUCUUGAUUUCAAUAGAAUGUUAAUAUUGUUGCCAGCAUAACAGGUACAGUGAAAGUCUUGUAGCAGUGAGACCGUGUCAUACUUAAGGAUUUAGAAUGAAUUGAAGUUUAUAUGAACUAAGGAGAGUCCAUAUGUGAAAUUCUUGGAAAAUCAAGAAAGUUCCGCUUUCCUAAACACUAGAUAAUAUAAGACAAGGGUGAGUGGAGAGAAGGUUGGGUUACCUUACAAAAUAUUUUACUGUUUUCUCUAAAUAUGAGGAAGUUUGAGAUGUGUUCUGGAUCUACCAGAUGUAACUAAGAGUAAUUUAGCAAGAAAAAGUUUCAGUCAAAUAGCAUCCAAUCUAUGUAAGAAUGGAUUAGCAGAACAAUAGACUGGGACCAUUAUAAAGAAAAUAAAUCAUUAAAAGUGUCUUCAUCAUUUUCAUUGCCAUUGGUUUAUGUGCAUAGCAGACUUACUUUCUUUUUUCCUGUGACAUUGGUGCUUACUAAAGUAUUCGCUGUUCUUCAAAAAGGAGGUCAGUGGUAUAGGUGUGCAGCUUCCAUUUUUAAUAUUUUGUUCCAUUUAUGCGUUCUUCUGAAUAGAAUGCUAAUUGUGCCAAAUUUAUGUGAUAGUUUUGUAAUGUGGAAUAAGAAUUACAAUGGAAUGAAUGCUCAUGGUUUUCUGAGAACAGACAGUCAAGACAGAACACUAACCUCCAAAUGAAAGAGCUGAUCUACUUAUUCAUUUUUGGGGGUUGGAUACUUUUUUAUCUUUCUUAUCCUUUUCAUCUUUUCCUCCAGCUUCUAAUUAGUUUUUAUAUUUUUUUAGGUAACUCCGAUAUAAUCAUUACAAUUUAUGCUUUAAAUACUAUGUGCUUUAAAAAUGAGAAUGGGACCAAUUUGUCUGCUAAGAAUUUGAUUUUAGGUACUGUAUGAGUGUUAGGAAGAUACAUACAACUGGUGUUAAUUUCUAAAUGUCUUCUGGAAAUCACCUGUGUUCCUAUUUAAUAAAAAGUAAUUUAGAACACUAUUUGUCCCUUGAAGUAGUCUAGUACUGGGCAUUAAGCUCUUUCCUGGAAGAAUGCUCCUAUUACUAGGUGCAUUUUAGAAUGAGAUAUUUUGUUGGCAUAUAAUGAAUUGUGGCUAUUAUGUCCUAGGUUUUCUGAGACAAACCUAAUUUUAGAUCUUCUAUUCUGUUAACAGACUAUGUGAUCCCACUUUUAGGUUCUGAAAAUAUAAUCAUUGAUCAUAUAUUUUUCCCCAAAUAGAAUCCUCUUUUGUCAGUGUAGAUCAUGAUGGCAUUCAUCCCAGACCAAGGUUGGAAACUGAUGUUGGUGUUACCUGUGUUUUUUCUUAAGUGUUUUUAUUUCACUGUUUCAUCUUCCUUUAAAAAUGAAAAUAUGGUGCCUUCCCUCCCUCCAGGAAGAUUGGCAAAUAGUUCCCUUUAUUUACUGCUGCUGUGGGGUGAUAAGAUAAGCACUUUACUCUUGAAGACUCAGCAAAAAGCUUUUCACUUCCCAGGAUAUCCAGAAUAGAUCACAUUUGGGAUUUAUGAAAAUUUGCCAAGCAAUCUUUGUUUUUAUACAUAGUAAUGUUGACCCCACAGUUCAAUGUUAUAAGAAUAAGCUAGUGUUUGUUUAUCCCCCCCCAAAAAAAAACCCUGUGGCAAAGCUUAUAAAAAUGUACCUCAAUAAUGUUCUAUUAAAAAUGGGACAGGGGCCUUAUGUUUUAAUAAUUUCCCAGCAAUGUGCCACCAUAUUUUUGCCUCAAGGUAAAGGUUUUUGCAAGCUAAAAAGUACUUUCCACUUUCCCCCGUGCUGUCCAUUCUAACCCAUGAUGCCCUAGUGUUUUGUGCAAUGUGUAGUGUGUAUGUAUAUGUACACGUAUGUGUAUGUAUAUGUAUAUACAUGUGUAUGUGUGUGUAUAUAUAUAUCCUUGAAAUAGACAUACUAUCAGAAACAUCAUACAGAAGUAACUGAUGUAUUGCCAUCUCAUUCAUAUUUCUGAUAUGUGAGGUAUAUGGUACUAAUUACCUUUUCCCUUACAUUUGCCAAAUUUGAGUAAGGGCAUUGGUACGAAAUACAGAAUGUAUAGAGAUGUUUUUGGCUUGAAAAAUUAACAAAUCUUUUAUGACAUACCACAGUAUACUCUGCCCGAACCAGCACCCUUUUGAUCUUUCCUGUUCUUUGCAUCCCUUUUCCCCAUCCCUACUUCCUCAUUUUUUUGGGGUAUGACACAAUUCUUUUGUAGCAUCAUUACAAUUGCAGUUCUAUAACAAUUGGACAAUUAUAGCAUGGAGACAGACUGGUAUUAAUAGUACAGUAGUCACCAGUGUGCCACAUUUGCAUUAGUAAAUGCAAAGCAUACAUUUUAUAAAGGACAAAUUUUGUGUUAUGUUUUUAUUUCCAUUACAUUGUAUAAUAUUGUAAGAUUAUUAUAUGUCCUAAUCUGCAUUAUAAAUGUUUUUUUUUUUUUUCCUACAUAAAGGCAUAAAUAUAGCAACUUUGUAUAAAGGUAGCUUAUUAGAUUUUUAAUUUUUUCUUAUAUAAGAAGUUGUCUAACAGUGGGACUACCAUUGCCAAAUUGUAUAUGAAAUAUGAAAUUUACCCCUAUGAUUAAUUUCUUUUAUAAACAUUCCAUAUUUCUCUGAUAAAAGACGUGAUACUGUACUAUGUAUAAAUUGUAUUUUUAAUGCUGUUUCAUAUCAGCAUUUUAAAUUUUGAUUUGCAUUUUUAAUAUUGGCAAAACUUUUAAUUACCACUGUUAAUUAAAAUAAAACCUUGUUGUAUAUGUAACAACAUCAUUUGCCCUCUAUCCCUUUCCACUCUUUGUUCUUAUUUCUCCCUACCAGUGCCAACUUCAUACAUUUUGUAGCAUGGCAAUAAAAUAUACCUUUUACACUGAGGCCAAGUGUGGCUUUUUGGAGGAAGUGGGGAUGGGAAGAUUGCCCUCUAGUUCUUUGCAUAUGUCUCCUUUUGCCAGAUUAGCCGUGUCUCCAGAGAUUAUCUCAUAUAUAAACAUGCUUUUAAGGACAAGUAUGAAUGUGCUUUUAAGCUUAAUUUUUGUCAUAACAAAUAAGAAUAAUUUUUUAUCUUUGGAAAAGUCAGAGUUCUUGAAGUACAAUCAAACCUUUAUUAACUGGAGUACUUAAAGAAUAAGCUAAUAAUUGAAUUAAGUUAAACAAGGGCUAAGCAACACAUUUUUUAAAUCCUUAUUUAUUGUAGAGUAUUAAUGUACUUUACUGACUGCCCUAAAAAUUAUAAUCUGUAAAUUACAGUUUAAUCUUCAACAAUUUAGGAUCUUGCAAUGCCUUACUUUUGUCAUUCUGGCAUAAAUUUCCAUGAUGAGGUACUCAAGUUGAUACUGGAAACAGCUGACGAUACACUGACCUUAAGCAUUCAUGAAAAACUGUUUUGCUGAAUAAAAUCUGAUCAGAGUUCUUCUUAUGGUUAUUUUACCCUUAUUACUGAAAGUAGAUUGCAAUAAAACCCCAAUAAAAGUUUGGUUGGAUACCUAUUAAAAGUUUUAUUGUUUUUAUAUUCCUCAUAUUUCUUGAGACUUUAUGAUAGAGGUUUUAUUUCUUAGUCUCAUAUCACUGCCUCAGUUUUCAAAGUGAACAUAUAAUGAGUUAAGGAUUAUAUCUUUCAUCAAAGUGUAAUGAAAUUAUAUUUGACAUAGCCUCUCACAAUUUUAUCAGCAUGGUCAUUCAGACUAGUAGUUCUCAGCUUUGGGAUUCCAAACCUGGUUUUAGUCUCUGGGUGACAGUGCGCAGCCUAGUUAGGCACAGCUCAAGAUGGAGAUAAUUUAAAAAUGAAAGGGAUAGCCAAGUCCACAAGUGAUUGGAUGCUUACUAUGUGCCAGACUAUGGCACACAGAAAUCGGUUAAGAUGUGGUGCAGAGACCGCAUCUUGAAAAAUGUGGGCAUUUGUACUCUGAUAUGAAAAACUUUGCAUUAGUUCUGUGUUUGUAAUUUGAGCUCCUUUGAGGGCAGUAUCUAUUCACGUGUUUUUUAAUCUAACAAAUAAGCAUGAACUAGGCCCUAUGCUAGUAGUAACAGAUCGCAGUCCUUGUCCUUGAAAGAAUUUAGUCUAGAACAGCCCUUCUCAAUGGGGGUGGGGGUGGGGGGCAAGCUCCUCCCUCCCCUGGAGAAUUAAGCCCUAAGGUAUCCAUUGUAUAUAAUGAAUUAACUUCUCUCUGAUGCCUUCAGAAUGAUACUAGCUAUUUACCUUAGGAGAAUUGACAAAAG